Messenger RNA from Tachysurus vachellii, 4295 nucleotides. RefSeq names its product integrin alpha-X-like. The coding region runs from base 162 to 3680 and encodes 1172 amino acids. The record is from RefSeq and is a predicted model, not a curated record. Gene Ontology annotation, biological process: cell adhesion mediated by integrin; cell-cell adhesion; cell-matrix adhesion. Gene Ontology annotation, molecular function: integrin binding. The transcript is spliced from 30 exons. Gene Ontology annotation, cellular component: integrin complex; external side of plasma membrane. Lineage: Eukaryota; Metazoa; Chordata; Actinopteri; Siluriformes; Bagridae.
CACACACACACACUCACUAUACUUUCACACAGCCUCAGUUAGACAUGCAGAUGUUUGUCUGUCGAAUUUGACUUUUACAGUUUGUGGAUAAAUUUAACCUUUAUUUAUUUUUAACUCUGCGUGUAAUGGUUGGAUGGUCUCAUUCUGUUUUUCAAUAAAAGAUGGAGAAAUUAAGAUUGUUAAACAAUCAUCAGCUCAGUUUGUGGCAUCUCUACAAUGCUCUGAUCCUGAUUGUUUCUUCUGUUGUUGGAUUUAACCUCAACACUGAACAGCCCAAAAUAUUUAAAGCUCUAUCCAACACUUCAGCAUUCGGUUACCGUGUUUGUCACUUUGGAUCUGGAAGUGUGUUAGUAACAGAUCCUCUCUAUAACAAUGGCACCGGUAGUUUAUACAGGUGUGUGUAUAAGGAUGGUCAAUGUGUUCAGCUCCCCACUGAAGUUCAGUCUAAUGGAGCAUUCGGUCUUUCACUUGCUUGCACUGAGGAUCGUGCCAUGGUGUGUAGUCCUCAUGUGCAGCAGGAAUGUGAAGGGUUUCAUUAUUUGCAUGGUGUGUGUCUGGAGCUUAGUGUCUCUCUCAAAUAUUCUCACACACACAAACCGGUUUUUCAAGAAUGUAAUGGGAUUCCUCCACUCGAUGCAGUGAUUCUGUUUGAUGACUCUCAAAGUAUUACAAAAGAAGAUUUCAGAAAAAUGAUCAAUUUUAUCAAAGAUGUAAUCAGAUCAUUCACCAACCCACGGGCACAGGUAGCUGUGGCGAAAUUCUCCUCUCAAGUCUCUGCAGUGUUUCAGUUUGAAAAUUUUGCUGCGGAUAGAAAUGCAGAUAAUUUGAUGUCAGGAAUCACACACAGUAAAGGAAACACAUACACACCUUCAGCCAUACGCUUUGUACUAGAGGAAAUGUUCCAGGAGAAAGUUGGAAUGCGAAAUAACUCUCAGAAGCUGCUGAUUGUUGUCACAGAUGGAAAAUCUAAUGAUCAAAAUGUCAACUUCAGCUCUGUGAUUGCUCUGGCCAAUAAGAGAGGAGUGACCCGAUUCGCCAUUGGGGUGGGUAAGGAAUACUCUCGAGAAGAAUUGGAACUGAUUGCUACGGAACCUCGUUUUGUGUUUGAGUCUCCGAGUUUCAGUUUUCUUUCCUCAAUUGUCUCACAACUCACUGAGAGGAUCUUCAGCAUUGAAGGUACAAAUGUGGGGAAUUCAAGUUCUAUUCAACUUGAACUCGCUCAGGGAGGAUUUAGUGUUGCACUUUCUAAGGAUGAAAGUGUGUUUGGAGCAGUGGGAACAUUCUCCUGGUCAGGUGGCUUAGAGGAGAAAAUUUCAAAACUAAACACUUCAUUCAUCAAUGCAUCAAGUGUGGACGAUAUGGACAAUUCCUACUUGGGUUACUCAGUUGCCAUAGCAACAGUUUUGGGGGAUCGCGUUUACUUUGCCGGUGCUCCAAGACACAAACACACAGGAGCCGUGUUUGGAUUCACGCAGGACGCACAUACACAACACUGGAGAGUCUCACACACAGCUCAUGGGAUUCAGCUGGGGUCUUAUUUCGGGGCAGAGCUGUGUGUGGUGUAUGGUGGUGAUAAUGUGCUGUUAGCAGUUGGAGCUCCAAUGUUUUUCACUGCUGGAGUUGGAGGAGAAGUCCAUAUCUGCUCUGUGAAGGCAGAAGCACUAAACUGUUCGGGGGUGUUGAGAGGGUCGUCAGGGAAUGUGGACGGCAGAUUUGGCUCCGCCCUCACAGUUCUACAGGACCUGAAUGAAGACAGAGUGAUGGAACUGGCAGUGGGAGCGCCAUAUGAAGAGCAAGGAAAAGGGGCCAUUUACAUCUUCACUAGUUACAGAGGGGGCUUCAGAACCAAACACAGACAGAGGGUGAGCGGUGCAGCUCUCGGGUAUUCUCUGUUGUAUUUUGGAUUGUCUCUUCAUUCUGUGGGAGAUUUGAGCUCAGAUGGACUUCCUGAUUUGGUGGUUGGAUCCAGAGGAGCUGCUACGGUGCUUAGAACACAGCCAGUUAUUUGUGUAACUGUGUCAGUCACACUGGAUCCACCAAUCAUUGACCAGAACGUCUUUCACUGCUCCGCCCCACACGGACUCAACACCCCUAUCGCCAAGGCAACCAUGUGUCUUAAACUAAGAGAGGUUUCCACAGGAUCCAUACAAGGUCCUUUCGUUGCCACUGUUUCUGUUGUUCUGAAGUUAGAUUCUGGUUCCACUUCUCCUCGCCUUUUCUUCUACCCAAUGUCAAGCAUUUCACACUGGAAUACAACUCUUAGUAACACAACAGUGUGUCACACAUUCCCCAUCACCAUCCAGAGGUGUAUAUCAGACUACCAGGAUGUUCCUCUCAUGGGGACAAUCACAGUUAGAGGAGAAACAGUGGGACUGGACACUGGCCUGAGACCUGUCCUGCACCCUGACUGUCCAAACGCACAUGACAUCACACAUAUGGUGUUACUGGAGAAGGUGUGUGGUGAAGAUCAUGUGUGCAUGUCGGACCUCGGUGUGUCUCUCCAAGUCAGCAGCGACAUGGUGGUUAAUGUAGAAGGUUUCAGAGUAAACGUGUCUGUGAUGGUGGUUAAUCAAGGAGAAGAUGCCUCAGGCACAGAGCUGUGCUUCCUUCAUCCCUCUCUCCUAUCCUUCACUCGUAUCCAUCCGGUGGAGUCCAUUGGCUACAUGGAGUGUUCAUCCAAUGAAACAAGUGUGAUGGAGCUCACACACACAACAUGCAGACUCGGAUUCACCAUCUUCAGACAGAGAGCCAAGGUGAAAUUCAUCAUGUCGUUCCAGUUGUCUGAUACAGCAGCUCUUAGGGACAGAGUUGACGUGAACGUGACCGUUAAAAGUAAAAAUGAGAAUCCAGGAACUCUUCAUGACAACAGUGCGAGUGUGUCAAUGCCUGUUAAACAUCUGGUCCACUUCCUGCUGAGAGAUGGUGGCUCAACACAGUAUGUCCUUUACAACAAUUCUGCUUUACUCCAGCACACAUAUGAGGUGACAUCAAUUUUACCUUUGACCAAUGCAGGAGAUCUCUCUACGUCAGUCAGUGUGACAUUUGUGUUGCCAUUGGAGACAACCUCUGGAUUAUUAAUUGAUGUUUCUCCUCCUGAAAUUAAUAUCACUGGAGCAAAGUGUGAAAAGUCGAAGUUGAUUAAAAAAGACAACACAUCAUACUACAGUCAGAAUUGCAGAGGCUCCAGCUGUCGUCUGAUUCACUGCAAUGUUAGCCUAUUAACCACAGAGCAGCCAAUCACAUUUAGCUUUACAGGAAAACUUAAAACACAGACAAAGGUGGACAGUAUUCAGGUGGAGAGUUGGGGUUUGGUCUCAUUUGAUCAAAAUCGAUACACACAGUACCUUAAUGAGGAAGAUUUGCAUUGCUCAAUUGUGACAGUGGUAGAAUCUCCUCUUCAGCUUCAGACCACACUGAUUGCCGCUCUGUCUGUGUUCUUUGGUGUUUUAGUGAUGAUUUUCCUGUUCAUGGUGCUCUAUAAGGUUGGGUUCUUUAAAUCUAAAUCUUUUGAAAAUGAUGCUCAGGAGGCUUCUGGAGUGACGGCAACCUCAGGAGAGGAGAAUAACUUCAACACACCAGCAGAAAGCAAGGAUGGACCAGCAGCAGCCAGCAAUACAGACUCAGAAAAUCCAAACAACUGUAAUGCUGCUUAUGUUCUUGAGGAAACAUCAGUACUGUAGAGUGACGUGUGUGUACAGUGUUAGAUUACAUUCUGCAGAGCUGAUCUCACCAGUACCAGCAUUAACACAGAUCCAAAACAGCUGAAACUAUGAUGGGUCGCAUCAAGUGAAAUGUUAACAAAAUCCAAAAUGCAGGAGACAUUUAAAUUAUAUAUAUAUAAGGCUGCAGGCUCUCUGUGACCGUAUACGGGAUUAGCUUACAGUGUUUGUGUGUGUGUGUAUGUAUGUGUGAGUGUAUAUAUAUAUAUAUAUAUACAGUAUAUAGGAACUGAUAUCAAACAGUAGAAUGAAAAGAAACUCUGAUCAUGACAAGAAUAUUUGCGUAUAUAUGAAUAUAUCAUGUAUAUAUGAAUAGCGCUAGAUCAGAAGUAAAUUCAAAUUGCAAUUACAAAAUAAAGAUAAAAAGCAGCCUAAUAAACAUUCUAAUGUUCACAGUGAGUUAUCUGGUCCAUAGGUUUCACAUCGGAUGUUCUUCCUUACACAACCCUCUCAUUUUAUCUGGGCUUGGUACCAGCACUGAGAGUUAACCCGUCUUUAUUAAAUAACAAAAUACAGUAAAAUGAAUGGAGUUUAAAUGUACAAAUACAAAUUUUAAAUAAAUUGUUAGCUGCUGAA